Symsagittifera roscoffensis is the source of this 2187-nucleotide messenger RNA. Its product is annotated as adenosine deaminase 2-like. The coding region runs from base 68 to 1939 and encodes 623 amino acids. The transcript is spliced from 6 exons. Lineage: Eukaryota; Metazoa; Xenacoelomorpha; Acoela; Convolutidae. Gene Ontology annotation, molecular function: adenosine deaminase activity. The record is from RefSeq and is a predicted model, not a curated record. Gene Ontology annotation, biological process: adenosine catabolic process; inosine biosynthetic process.
ACCAGCGGAUCAGUUGAUCAUUUUCACUCUGUUCAAUUCGGUCAAAUAUCACAACAAAUUACCCAAAAUGCGGUCAAAAAUAGGCCUCACAUUUUUGGCUCUGUCUUUUUUUGCUGUUUGCUCUGCGAGAUCCGCAAACUCCACAGGAGCUCGUUUUUCAUACGUGUCGACCUACUACGAGACAUCAGCAGAAAUGCCAUCGAAACUGAAACUAGCGAUUAGUAAUAGAACUAACUUUGCGUUUGUGUCUGAACUUGGAGAACACAGACCGCAGGGACUCGACGUCUCGGCUGCAUAUGAGAGGAUCACACAGAACAUCAUGGACAUCAAGUCAGAAAGGUUAUUCGGCAGCACUCAACACUUGGAAGAAAAUGACAGUCUGGUCAAAUACCUUGCACAUAUGUUUCAAUUUGGAAAACACACACCAGACUGGGUCAAUAUAUCUGCAUAUGAGACCACCAGAAGCAACCUGAUCGAUGUCGAGUGGGAAUGGAGAUUCGGCAGCUCUCAACACCUGACUGAAAACGACAAUCUGCUCAACAAAGUUUACGUGGAGCGCAAAGCGAAACUGCUGGAAAAAGGCUUCGACAACGAGACCCUCUUCCGUCACUCCGAGUACUUCACCACACGACACUUCACAAACCGGCCGACCAACGCUGUUUACGAGAUCAUCCGACGACUUCCGAAGGGUGCUCUGCUGCACGCACAUCAGUCGGCAACUCACGACUUGAACAAAUAUCCGAAACUACUGCUUAGCAUCGAAGGCUGUAAGAUAUGCGAGGGAAACGGUACCUAUGUGUUGAAUUACUUCGACGAAGGAGUGAAUGAAUCUGGAGAUCACGUGACAUGUCGAAAAUGUCCCACUGAGACCAAUAAAGCUGCUUACAAGGAGGAACUGAAGACAUUGACUGCCCAGCUGAGCAUGUACGAUGGAACCGACUACAACAAGGAGACAAUCCAGUACAUCUGGGACAAGUUUGAGAACAAGUUCGGACCCACUGGCGGUGCCAAAGAUGCAUUCCAUGUCUGGAAAGUAAUGUUGGACUCCACUUUGGAUCUACUAGUCGAAGACAACAUUCAAUAUGCCGAGUUCCGAACCGGGUUUGGUGACUUGAUGCUCAAAAAUGGAACGGUGGUUCCUUAUGAUGAGGUUCUAGAGUACCUGGAGGAGCGAAUUGAGUUCUACAGAAAAAAGCAUCCCAAUUUCUAUGGGAUCAAUUAUAUUUUGUCGAAGGGACGAGUAGGUCUUACGGACGAGAAGCUGCGAAUGAAGUUGGAAGCAGCCGACAAGUACUUCAAGAGUUCUGAUCUGGUCCGAGGUUUCGAUCUCGUCGGAUCCGAAGAGAGCGGACGGACACUUAAAUCUGUGUUGCCCGUUUUGCUGGACUGGAGAAAUAAGUCUCAGAGUACCAUGCCAUUUGUGUUCCAUGCUGGAGAGACUCUCUGGACUGGGUUUGAAUCGGACCAGAAUGUGAUCGAUGCGGUCAUGUUGAAAACUAAAAGAAUCGGUCACGGAUACGCUCUGGAUGCCCAUCCCUUGAUGCUCGAAUUAGUACGGGAACUAGAAAUUGGACUGGAGCUAAACCCUAUUUCUAACCAGGUGCUGGCACUAGUUGAUGACUUGAGGAACCACAGAAACAAGCGACUCCUCGACUCUGCCAACAAGCCUGGACUCCUUUCGAACAAACCACUCCGCUUCUCUGUAAACUCGGAUGACUGUCUCAUUCUAGGAACCAAGCCGAUGACGGAUGACCUUUACGCUCUGGUGAUGGCCAUGACUCAUAAGCAUAGUGACCUUCGAGUGCUGAAGAGAAUGGCCUAUGACUCAAUCUACAUUUCUCUCUUGACUGACAAGGAAAAGGCCCUCCUUACCUCUCGCUUCGAAAGAGAGUGGAAUCACGUGGUCAAACUCUUGCUUGAGGACUACAAAAACAAUUGACAUUGAGAACAAUGAACAUAAAAACAUGUCAAAAAUAUACCGGAAUACGUCAAAAAUGAACGAACAAUAACAAUCAAAACAACCAAUAACAAGAUUCUCGCAAAUUUUGUCUAAUUUGGAACCAAGAACUUCUGUUUUGUAAUUUUUGGCUAUUUUUAACAUUAUUUUAAUCAGAUUUGAUAAAAAUUCAAUCAAUAAACUGAGAUAAUUUGAUGAAGUGAUUUCAUAAAGUAUAUUCGGAUAUAAAU